This is a messenger RNA of Condylostylus longicornis, 6495 nucleotides long. RefSeq names its product adhesion G protein-coupled receptor A3 (gene Remo). The transcript is spliced from 5 exons. The coding region runs from base 199 to 6153 and encodes 1984 amino acids. NCBI's taxonomy places the organism in Eukaryota, Metazoa, Arthropoda, Insecta, Diptera, Dolichopodidae. Gene Ontology annotation, cellular component: plasma membrane. Gene Ontology annotation, molecular function: G protein-coupled receptor activity; protein binding. Gene Ontology annotation, biological process: G protein-coupled receptor signaling pathway; cell surface receptor signaling pathway. The record is from RefSeq and is a predicted model, not a curated record.
AUAAAAACAAUUAUUUAUUAUGUAAAUUAAGUUAUUUUGAAAAACUUUAAAAUGCUUUAUUUAUAGUUAAGAAUAACUGCCCAGUUUUUACUUGGAUGUGAACUGGUUUGUAUGUUUCUCGAAUUAUAUUAGGAAAUAUAUGAAUUAAAGAGCAAAUGAUAGACUAAAAAAUUUUGAAACAUUAGAUGUUGUAUUAAAAUGUUUAAUUUUCGUUUUAAUUACAAAAACGAAAUGAAAUUGGAUGAAAAGAAUAAUGUAAUAAUAACCAUUUUGGUGAUAUGCGUAGUUGGCUCUGUAGAAUCUAUAUGCCCGGAAAUUUGCCAAUGCAAAAAAUUAAGUGAAACUGGUGAAAGCUUGAAAGUAAAAUGUGGAGGAACACCGCUUAAGAAGAUUAAUAGUUUUAAGGAAAUAAAUUUUGGACUUGAUGCUGGAAAUGUUGUGCAACUGGAUUUAAGCAAAAAUCUUAUUUCAUAUAUUGAUAAGAACGAUUUUGCUAAUUAUACAGCUUUGAAACGACUAGAUUUAACAUCAAACCAAUUAAAGCAAAUUGAUGAAAGUGUAUUUGGCGAAAUUCCAGCUUUGGAAAGAUUAAAAUUAUCUUCAAAUUUAAUAGAACAUAUAUUGCAAGGAUCUUUUGAGAAACUAAAGGGAUUAAAGCAGAUUGAUAUAUCUGGAAAUCCUCUGGCGUGUGAUUGUGAUUUAUUGUGGUUAGUUUCAUGGACUAAUAUAUAUCAAGUGAAACUGCAACCACCCCCAAAAUGUGAAACUCCAUCCCCUUUCAAAGGAAUACAGCUGAAAAAACUUCAAGUUGGAUCGGAUUUGCAUUGCGAAUCUCCUCUUCAACCGCUUUUAGAAUUGAAACCCGAUACUGACCAACUUGUCUUUGAAGGUGACGAGCUAAUUUUAAGAUGUAGAGCGCCACGUGUAGCUGUUGGUGCAGCAAAAGAUUCUGAAGACUUGCCGGCACGUUCGCACGUAUUUUGGGGUUGGUCUGAAAGAAUUGUAGAUCCUAAUUCAACCGAAGAUAUUCAUUAUUUAGAUCCAAGCAUACAAUUUCAAUCAAUUAAAAUUGAAGCCAAACAUUUAUCUGAUUCAGGGCUUUUGGAUUCUAUUUUAAGAAUUCCAAAUGUAACACGAAUUCACUCUGGAAUGUGGGAUUGCCGUUUGCGAAGUCAACAAGCUAAUUUGUCAAGAUCUAUUUCUGUAAUUGUGAUAUCAAAUACUACAAAGUAUUGUCCAGCUCAUGUAAUCAAGAAUAACAAAGGGAAGUAUUUUUGGCCAAGAACUAUAAGAGGUAAAACUGUUCGCGUUCCAUGUGUUGGUGAAACACCCCUUGAAGCUUUUGCUUCUUUUCAAUGUAAUGAAAAUGGUGAAUGGAAUAAUUUAAAUACAGAAUCCUGCCCAUUCAUCAGCGAAAUAACAAGAAUUUUUCAGCAAUUUUCUCAAUUUGAUUUAGCAGGAUCUAAAGAUCGUGCAUUGGAAAGUGCUACCCGGUUAAGAAACUAUACACAAUCGGAUGAUAACCUUAAAAAAAUAAGAGAUCCAAUGGAUUUAGUUUUCAUUACAAAAACCUUAAAGAAUUAUUUGCAUUUUGUGAGUCUCAAAAAGGAUUUAGGCACAAUGCUAUUAGAUAUAGUUUCACAAAUCAUCACUUUGCCCCGAGUUUUAGCACAACAAGCACACUCUAUCGAAAAAUCAGGACAAAGUUUGGUAUACGCUGUAGAACAAGUUGCUCAACAUACACCUUCAUCUUUAACUCAUAAACCACAUUUAGCCAUAGAAUAUUUUAAUAUUAGUCCACAUUCAUUUAAUGGAUUGAUAUGCACAUGGAUGAAGACUGAAAAUUUAAAUUCAAGAGAUAACUCAAAACCGAAUCCAAGGGUGUUUCAAUGUAAUACAGCAGGUCAAACUAUAGAUAUUUUUCGGCAGCAUGUUGAUGCAUCCGUACAAAUUCCGAUGGGUUUGCUGAGUUCUUAUAAACAAAAGUUUCUCUUCUCUUCUCAAAAAUUAAUGGUUGCUGUAUAUGAAAAUAGUAAUUUAUUACCAUAUCAUAAAAAUAACACAAGUUAUCAAGUGACAUCUUGUGUAAUUGGGGUAAAAAUUUUAUCAGAUUCAAUAGACUUUUCUGGUAAUUUAAGCGAACCAAUAUCUGUCAUGUUACGUGUUAGACCAUAUCAUAACGAUGUAAGUGGGCCAGUUCCGGUUUGGUGGGAUCCAGUUACGUUAUCUUGGACAAUGCAUGGAUGUCAAACUUCAUAUUAUUUUCAUGGACUAUUAGUAUUUUCUUGUUAUAGAUUAGGCUAUUACGGUUUGUUGCAAAAUAACAAGUAUUUAAAUGACUUUCCAGAUGAAAAUGCAGGUGCCAAAUUUAGAAUCUCCCCAUUAGGAUUUUAUAUAGGAAGUAUAAUUUUAUUUAUUUGUUGCUGGAUAAAUAUUGUGACGUAUUUGUCAAGUGGUAGCACAAUUUUAAUGGCGAGACGUCAACGUCAUGCUUUAGUUAAUACGUGGCUUGCUGUUUCAUUAUUAGUUACAGUAUUUGCUUUAGGAAUCUAUCAAACUGAAGAUUAUCGAUAUUGUCAAUUAUUUGGAAUUAGCAUACAUUACUUUAGUCUAUGCGUGUUACUUUGGGUUUGUGUUAGUGUUAGUAACAUGUAUAAACGUUUGUCAAAACGAAAUCGCGUGCCUGUUGAUGAUAUACCUAAGGAAAACGUGGGAAGGAAACCAAUUUUGGGAAUAUAUCUAGUAGGAUGGGGUAUCGGACUGAUUAUAUGCGGAAUUUCGGGGGCUGUAAAUAUGAGAGAAUAUUCUUCUUAUGCUUAUUGUUUCUUUGGUAAUGGUCCUUCGUUAAGCGCAAUAUUUGUGCCAUCAAUAAUUCUGUUAGUAUUCUUAUCGAUUUUAUUUAUAUGUGUGCGAUGCCAUAUUCGCAUAGUUGCUGAUAAUCAAAAUCAUUUUUCCGAAGGAACUCAAGCUACAGAAAAUGUUGAUAUUGAACUUUUAGAAUCAAAUCAAAAUGGAAUGGUUUUGAAUCAAUCAAAUUAUAAUAGAUCGAUAACGCUAAGUUCUCCAGCAACCAGUAUACAAGAUGAUUCCGAACACACGAAUAUAGUUCAAUUAAGAGCCCACUUCAUCUUUGUGCUUAUCUAUUGUAUUUGUUGGUUAUCUGCAGCAGCAAGUGUUGUGACGCCUUUUGAGGAUCGUGGGAUGUUGUAUGAGGAAGAGGUGUUUAGCAUUCUAUAUGCCAUAUUAACAUCACUAUUGGGUUUAUUUAUUUUAUUUUUUUAUUGUGUUUCACGAAGUGACGUGAGAUGUCAGUGGUCACAAUGGUCUUUUAAAAAUUUUUGUCGUCGAAAUCAGGGAGGAAAGAGAAAUGGAUGCUGUAGAAGAACAAGAAGUAUUAGCGAUACAAAAGAGUUAAGCGCUGUUGUAUAUCAUCAUGCACCCUGUAAUGCGACCGUAAAUUCGAUUUCUGGAUCUAGGUCUAACAGUCAAUGUUCAAAAACACGUCCAAACUCCGCAUCUGGAAAUCAUUUGAAAACAAUAUCGGAUUUAAAUACAGCAGCCCCUGUAACUAGAACAGAAAGUCCCAAUAAAAUUUUGAUGAACACCUCAACUGGCGUAACAGUUAUGCAGAGAGCCGGAAACAAUGUUGGUGGAAAUGCAGCACAAUAUGUUCAUAAUCCAAUUAUAAUGACGCAAGAGAUACCAAAUCCGGAAAUAUUUUAUAAUCCAAACCAAAUAAACGUUGCAAGAAAAUUUUUUAAAAAACAAAAACGUAUUGCGAAACGAAAUAACUUUGAACUACAAAGACAAAUGGAUAGAGGUGGUUUAGGUGGAGCGAGUGACUUUUGUGAUGCUGCAAGUGAUAUAUCAUCCACAAUUGGUUUUAGUCCUGCAAGUGCCGUAACAUACCCAAGAGAAUCUCAUCAUGGUCCGCAACGACAAUCUCAACCAUCAGGUGUUACUCCUAAUAUUUGUGGUGCUAUGUCUAUAUUCAGUACAGGUAGUAAAGUUAACAAUACUAAUAUUCAUGUUCGACAAGAUAUUCCGGGCGGAAGUGGUUUCACGAAAGAAUCUCGACAGCAGAGUAAUAAUCCUAAUAUUCUUUCUGACAGCUGUAAUGAAAGCGACAUGAUUUGUGAAGCUGAACGCCUUGUCCUAGGAGCUGAAGGAUUAAGAGUUUUGGCUGCCACAAGAAAUAAAGUAAAUAAUACAGAAAUGGUAGCAAAUAUUUAUACUAAUGUUCCAGAAACUUUACAACCGCAACACGAAAUUGUAACCAUGAAAUCAGAUGAGAAAUUUAAACGGAGGUCUCAUAACAUAGAUUGCUUAAUGGAAGAAGAUGAAUCAGUUCAAGAAAAUUUGGAAGUUCAAAUACAUAAUGAUUUAAAUACUCAAGGAAAUAAUAACUCCGAACGAAUUGGUGUUCCCUUAUAUGUAAAUGGUAAUAUUCGGAAUAUUGUAGAAAAUAGUCAAGUAGAUAUCCCAACGGAAAGUAGUAUGUUACCUGAAAAUAAAAAAGAAAUAUCGAACACUCUGAAGAAAAAUUCAGAUAUUUUAAUAUCGCCAAAGGACAAAGUUCAACCGGCAUUCUUAGAACUUCAGACUUCAAUUAAUAAUAGCAUAAGUAACGGCAGUGAUAGCAAUAAUUCAAACGUAAAUGAGCAUUUAAUUUUAUCUUUAAAUAGUCCAAUUCUUGCUAUGAAUACACUAGGUUUACCUAGUAUUAAAACAGAUGCGAAUAGCAGCAUUUGUACAAUAAAAAGUAAUAAUUUGUGUGAUCAGUUGGCCUCAAGUUGCGGUAGUAGUAAUGCACUUAACGCAAGCAUUGAAGAUAAUAAAUUGGAUUUAUCAAAGAAUGAUGCGUAUAUAUCUCCAGCAUUAGAAAUUCGGGAUAAGGUUGCUAUUUAUCAUCCUGAUUCGGAAGAAAUUUAUAUAUCAAAUUGCCAACAAUCAAAGAAAUCUAAAUCAAUGUUAGAACUAGAUUUAAAUAAUGAUAAUUAUGAUAAUAGUUUAACGUGUAGUGGUAGUUCUAAUAAAUUUAAAAAAUAUGAUAAUUUUCAUGAAACUCAGAUACGUUCUAUAUCUUGUACAAAUUUAUCUCAGUUAGGUGCUGAUGAAAUAUUAUGCGCCAUAACACAACCUCAUUUACCACCAAAAAAACUAAAUAAUUCAAAUGAAUCACCAACUAUCAAUCGAAGAGAACAGUCCUUCAAUAAAUUACAUCAAAAGCAAAAAAUAGACCAACAAUUAGAUCGUGGUAGCCCAAUACUGUUUUCACCUAGCUUAUGUGAUAUAGAUGAUCUUCCAUCUCCAGCAGAUCGCCGCAAACCAAUAGUUUUAGCUGAAGAUUCAAUAAUACCAGUUCCAGAUGAUGAUAUAUCAACAAGUAGUUUAAAUAAUAGCCAAAGUGCAACAAGUACUGGUAAUACAAAUAAUAAUUCUGAUUCUUUAAAUUUAUUUUCACAGUCACUGCGGCGAAAUUUUACAUCAAGUCCUACAUGUGAAAGCGAUUUAAAUUACCAAAAUUCCGAAUUAAGUAUACGAAGUCAUGGUUUAUAUGCUCCACAGGCAGAUAAUGACCUUAAUUUAACAUUAACUGGUGAUGAACAUUGUUUUUAUCCUUAUCAAUCCUCAGAAAUAAGUGAUGUGGAGGAUGAUCCUGAUUUUGAUGAUUUUAAUAAUUGUUCAAAUGAUUGUUUAUUACCCCAGGAUCAUGAAGAAAUAAUAGAUGGAAGUCAAACAUCUUUAGAUGAACUAUAUCAAAGGAUAACAAGAAGAAAAGAACGUAAUAAUCGAGAAAAUACAACAAAUAAUUGUGGUAUGAAAGAAGAUAUAGAAUGUAAUUUAAUUGCAGAAUCAAAUUCUGUAAUAACGGAUACCACAUACGGUGAAACGGAAGCCAUUAUAGGUGGUAAAAUAACAAAUAAUGAUCAUGAUAAUGAAUUUUCUCAUCAGCAACCUUUUCAAAUACAACAAAGAGAUUUUAUUAGUAAAAAGGCUGACAUUACAAAUGUUGUUGGUGCGGCUAUUAUAGGUAUAGUAAAUGAUGGUAGUAGUGGUGGUAAUAGUGGAAAUUUUGAACAUGAAGAUGAUAGCAGUCAAGGAAGUAUAAUAUCUUAUAUUGACCCAAAUGGUGAUGGGCAAAGGAACUGAAUUUAUAAUAUUGUAUACCAUUCCGCCCUUUUCAACACGUACAUACAUACAUAUGAAAAAAAAAAUUGUCCUUUAUUAUUAAUUUAUUAUAUUGAAUUUGUCUUAUUUUUAUUAUCUAUUCUAUUUAUGGCAAUAAUUCAAAUCAUAUUUAAUUAUGAUUUUCUCAGAAAUUAAAUAGAAUUUUUAUUUGCUCUUCAAUAUUUUGUUGAACCACACAAUUUGUUUUUUUAAUUUAACUUUUCUUUAACUAGUAAUAUCAAUACAAGAAUUGAAUUUAAUUAUCACAUUGUAUCAAAUGGCCUGACUUAAUAUUCCCAUUAUGUGGAGUCAUAAUAAUUUUAU